AUGGAUGAAAGUCAAUUUACAGAUAGAGCAUUAGCCAUUAUUACUGGUGCUCAAAAACUUGCUGAAGAACAUGCUCACCCACAAUUACAACCAAUUCAUCUCUUAGCUGCUUUCUGUUCAAGACCUGAAGAUGGUUCUGUUAGUUAUAUCCAAACUUUGCUUGAGAAAGGUCGUUUUGAUUAUCAAGUUUUUGAAAGAAUCGUUAAUAAACAUCUUGUUAGAACUCCAUCACAAAAUCCAGCUCCAUCACAAAUAACUCCAAGCUAUGCUCUUGGUGAAACAUUGAAAAAAGCUACUAAAAUCAAAACUCAACAAAAAGAUAGUUUUGUUGGUCAAGAUCAUCUUUUACAAGCUUUAUUAGAAGAUUCAAAUAUUCAAUCAAUUUUAAAAGAAUCAAGUAUUACUAUUGAAGGUUUAAAACAACAAAUAUUACAAUUAAGAGGUAAUCAAAAAAUUGAUUCAAGAAGUGCUGAUACAAAUCAAGAAUUAGAAUAUUUAACCAAAUAUGCUCUUGAUAUGACUGAACAAGCUAGACAAGGUAAAUUAGAUCCAGUUAUUGGUAGAGAAGAAGAAAUUAGAUCAACAAUAAGAGUCUUAGCAAGAAGAAUCAAAUCAAAUCCUUGUUUAAUUGGUGAACCUGGUAUUGGUAAAACUGCAAUCAUUGAAGGUGUUGCUCAAAGAAUCUUGGAAAAUGAUGUUCCUUCAAUUUUACAAGGUUGUCGUCUUUUCUCAUUAGAUCUUGCUGCUUUAACCGCUGGUGCUAAAUAUAAAGGUGAUUUUGAAGAAAGAUUAAAAGGUGUCUUGAAAGAAAUUGAACAAUCAAAUAUUUUAAUCGUCUUAUUCAUUGAUGAAAUCCAUAUGUUAAUGGGUAAUGGUAAAGAUGAUGCUGCUAAUAUCUUAAAACCUGCUUUGUCAAGAGGUAACUUAAAAGUUAUUGGUGCUACAACAAAUAAUGAAUAUAGACAAAUUGUGGAAAAAGAUGGUGCUUUUGAAAGAAGAUUCCAAAAAAUUGAUGUUAAAGAACCAACUACAAGAGAAACUAUGGCUAUUUUAAGAGGUUUACAACCAAAAUAUGAAAUUCAUCAUGGUGUUAGAAUCUUAGAUUCUGCAAUUGUUAGUGCCGCUCAAUUAGCUAAACGUUAUUUACCUUAUAGAAGAUUACCUGAUUCUGCUUUAGAUCUUGUUGAUAUUUCUUGUGCUGGUGUUGCUGUGGCAAGAGAUUCAAAACCUGAAGAAUUAGAUUCUAAAGAACGUCAAUUACAAUUGAUUCAAGUUGAAAUUAAAGCUCUAGAAAGAGAUCAAGAAGCUGACCCAACAACUAAAGAAAGAUUAGCUCAAGCAAGACAAAGAGAAGCAUCUAUUGAAGAAGAAUUAGUACCAUUAAGAGCUAAAUAUAAUGAAGAACGUAAAGGUCAUGAAGAAUUAACCGCUGCAAAGAGAAAAUUAGAUGAAUUAGAAACUAAAGCUCAAGAUGCUGAACGUCGUCAAGAUAAUGCUACUGCUGCUGAUUUAAGAUAUUUUGCAAUUCCUGAAGUUAAAGAAAGAAUUGAUCAAUUAGAAAAACAAGUUGCUGAGGAAGAAGCUAAAUCUGGUGCUGGCUCAUUAAUUCAAAAUGUUGUUGAUUCUGAUACUAUUGCUGAAACUGCCGCUAGAUUAACUGGUAUUCCUGUUUCAAAAUUAACUCAAUCUGAAAAUGCUAAAUUAAUUUCAAUGGAAAAGGAAUUAUCACAAGAAGUUGUUGGACAAAGUGAAGCUGUUAAAUCUGUUUCAAAUGCUGUUAGAUUAUCAAGAUCAGGUUUAGCAAAUCCAAAUCAACCAGCUUCUUUCUUAUUCUUGGGUCUUUCAGGUUCUGGUAAAACUGAAUUAGCUAAAAAAUUGGCAGGUUUCCUUUUCAAUGAUGAACAAGCCAUGAUUAGAAUUGAUUGUUCUGAAUUAAUGGAAAAACAUUCAGUUUCAAAAUUAUUAGGUACAACUUCAGGUUAUGUUGGUUAUGAAGAAGGUGGGUUAUUAACAAAUCAAUUACAAAGAAAACCAUAUUCAGUUGUAUUAUUUGAUGAAGUUGAAAAAGCUGCACCAGAAGUCUUGACUGUUUUAUUACAAUUAUUAGAUGAUGGUAGAGUUACAUCAGGUCAAGGUAAAACUAUUGAUGCUUCAAAUUCAAUCAUUAUCAUGACUUCUAACUUAGGUUCACAAUUCAUUGUUAGUCAACCACAUUCAAAGAUCACACCAGAAACUAAAGAAUUGGUUAUGACUUCUGUUAGAGGACAUUUUAGACCAGAAUUCAUCAAUAGAAUUUCUUCAAUUGUUGUCUUCAAUAAAUUAUCAAGAAAGGCUAUUCAUAGAAUUGUUUCAAUUAGAUUAAAAGAAAUUCAAAAUCGUUUCCAAGAAAAUGAUAAGAAUUAUAAAUUAGAUGUCAGUCCAGAAGCUAUUGAAUUCCUUGCAAAGAAUGGUUAUACUGAAGAUUUAGGUGCAAGACCAUUAAAUCAUUUGAUUCAAAGAGAAGUUUUAAAUAAAUUAGCUGUCUUGAUUCUUAAAGGUCAAAUCAAAGAUAAAGAAACCAUUAAAGUUAUUCAAAAAGGUGAUGGUUUAUUUGUGGUACCAAAUCAUGAAAUUGAUGAUGAUAGUAUGGAUGUUGAUGUUGAAGACUGGACUGAUUUAGAUGAUGAAGAUGAUAGUUUACCAGAUGAAGCACCAGCUUUAGAUUGA
Molecule: messenger RNA, 2706 nt
Organism: Hansenula ciferrii
Lineage: Eukaryota; Fungi; Ascomycota; Saccharomycetes; Phaffomycetales; Wickerhamomycetaceae
Gene: HSP104
Product: chaperone ATPase HSP104
Exons: 1
Coding region: 1-2706 (901 amino acids)
Biological process (GO): regulation of DNA-templated transcription; cellular response to heat
Cellular component (GO): cytosol; cytoplasm
Molecular function (GO): ATP hydrolysis activity; transcription factor binding; ATP binding
Source: RefSeq, a predicted model, not a curated record